Messenger RNA from Musa acuminata subsp. malaccensis (wild Malaysian banana), 3325 nucleotides. NCBI's taxonomy places the organism in Eukaryota, Viridiplantae, Streptophyta, Magnoliopsida, Zingiberales, Musaceae. The record is from RefSeq and is a predicted model, not a curated record.
AACACAGAUAAAGUUCCUAUUGUCUCAAUGUAACUAUUGAUUUCCUACAUGAUAAUUGCGUGUCCAUUUUUGGUUCUGGCUAGCUAUAUCACAUCCAUAACUAGUAUAUUCUAGAUAUUGUACACAUGUCCUCCUUGCCUGUUGAAUGUUUGAAUUCUUAUCUACCUACUUGAGUUGCAGCAUUUUAUUUGUUUUGUUAUACUCAUACUUGACAUUUAGAUUAACACAAGAAAUUCCGAGCAUGAGGGAGUAUGGUAGGGAGAUGAAGGCUGGAAGCAACAUGAACUUUUUUGUGCAGAGAAUGGAAAAGAGUUAAAAGGAUUAAGGAGCUAAAGGACCAGAUUCUAUCAAAGAGGAUGAAGGAACAAUUCCUAACUGGCUGGUGGGAGUGACUGGAUAUAAGCAUCAAGAAGAGUGGUGAAACCAGAACCACCUGAAGAAUGUGGUAGUGGAUUCGUGAGGUCAUGGCAUUAUUGUGAAGCUGAAGAGAUUCCGAACAGCACUUAUCUUAGAGAUAAAACCUCAUAUGCUCAUAAGGUCCCUUGUUUUGAGCACAGAAGAGUUUGAGGUAAACCAUCGGCAAAUAUGAUCUUGUGAUGGUGGUGGAUGAUCAGCUAGUCCAAUCAGCUGACAUUUUUUAUUUGGAUGCCUUCUUGACCUAAUACCAUUCCUUCGGAUCAUAUAACUAUCAUGUUGUUGUUAUUAAUGCUUGUAGAUUUUGUACUAUGUGGUUCUUCUGUGUUCAGGACAUUUUUUUCUAAUGAACAGCAUCUGCAAGCAUCGCAAGAGGUGGUGCUGUCAACUUAUCUAAAAUUUCAACUUUCCAUGGUUUUAUGAUUUGCUACUCUCUCAUGUGCUUUGGAUGGUUGGGUGCCUGACUUCUGUACAUGCCAUUGCCAUACUGGUUAGUCCUGCGAAAGUUCAUAACAUUACCCUUAUCACUUAUCCAACUUCUCAUGCUCACAGGCAAUACGGGCACACGAUUAUAAAAAGAAGCAUAUGUUCUCGAUUGGUGAAUGAUGAAGCUCCAGGAGAUCUCUGUAUUGUUCGAAUUGGAUAUGUUGAUUAUGAAUUUGACACUAGUGGUUUCUUGGUAAAAUGACUACUGGGACUCUUUGAGAGUUAUCUUCAAUCAGAAUCUUUGCUACUAAUAUCAACAAUGUGGUUCACAUAUGGCUACAUCAUCAUGGAAAGCUCAACCAAACUGCUUUCAUAUGACUCUUGCAUUCUAGGUCUGUUAUUAUUCUUUUUUUUCUUUCAGUAACUAUUAUGGCAGGUCAAAACUGUUAAUAGCUCAUAUUUGAAGAAUUCUUUCGUUUUUGGUACAGUGUUAACUUGUGAUAUGGCGGUCGAUAUGGUCAAUAUGGUACAGUAUUUGAAGAAUUCUUUCUUCCUGGCGCUAAAUAUGGGUUUUAUUGCAUGAUUGCAUGUGAUAUGUAUGCCAGUUAAUUGGAUGGCUGUUGCUGUCCUUUGAUGACUCAAAGAACCUGCGCGUGAACAGAUCAGUGGGAGCCAUGUAGUCUAAUGCUUUUGGUAUCAGUAGCAUCUCUUCUAUGUUACUUUGUUCUUCACUGCAAGCAGGUUAAUGAUAGCAUGUGGCCACUGGUGAUGUUGAAGUUUCAUCUGUUAUAUCCUAAUCUUAGAGCUUUUCUUUCUCAUUCUGAUUAUUGUGGCCUGAUAUAUCCGAUUCUUAGACCGAGUGAUCUGACCCUUUCUAUUCAUUUAUCACUAGCAGUAAAGAUGUAGGUGUCAAAUAAACAGUUCUCUUCAUAUUAGUGGUAUAGUGCAGUUGGAAGAGAUCUGUCAAUUUAUAUAUUGAUCAUACUAAACCAGAGACACAACACUAGGGGAACCUACAGGAAACAGACUUGAGUUUGAUACUAGAAUUCAUACUUGGAAAUGAACUUGCUUCUUUGUAUGGAACAAUUAGUCUUUAUAUAGUCUAAUUCAAAUGUUCCCAGCUCAAACACAAUUUUGAUUGCAGUUGUUUCUCUAGCAGGAUCAUUUUCAGCUGCAACAGCCUCUCUUGCCAGAAUGCAGGUGAGGAAGAAACUGGUAGUAUACUGGUGUCAGCUUUUUUUCUAGUUGGUAAAUCUUGUGCCUUCACCCCUCCAAGUUAUUAUCUUUCGCCAUGAAGUUUAACAUCAACAGGACAAAGCAAUUUGAGAUCUCUUGACAUAAUACUACAUCUUUCAGUAGUGAAUGCAGGCGCUCCACUUUUAUAUUGCUUCACAUGAUGCAUGGUGUCUGAUGUCUCCUAAACUUGCAGUGUGGACUACGGUUGUAUGCAGCCUGGUAAUCAUCAAGGAAAGGACCACCAGAGCAUAUGUUUAUAUAUCCAUAGCUGCUCUUGUCUCAAAUGCUGAUAUGGUUUCUGAUGCAUCAAGAUCUAUCGCCCAGUCUUUCAACAUCAUCAUCAAACCGGUGGAUGAUGAAGGAUGCCAAGCCAGCAUUUAAAGCCUUCAAAUCAUUUGAGGGUGGCAAGGCAUGCAACUUUGGGAAAAGAGAGUCCGAGGAAGAGAGGAGCCAUGAGCUCGGGGUGCAAGUCUUCCCUGAGCUGCGUGGACGCGCGCGAGCCGGUGAGGGCCAACUACAAGAUCCUUUACAAGUGGCCGGAGUCCGACGUCGAGUUCGUGAAGUCGAUGGCGUCGGGAAGACGAGGCGAGACAGGUGGCCUUGACGAGAGGCGGAAGCGGAGCGCAGGUCCCAGCGUGGUGGAUAGCUACUCCUGCCGGCAGCUGUACUUGAGGAGCUACACCUUCACCAAGGAGGAGUCGGUCCCGGAGAAGACGAAGCGGUGCUUGAGAAAGGUCAAGGAGACGGCCGCCGCCGUGCCCCUCUUCAGCACCAGGAACACCGAGAAAGGUGGCAGCGUCGACAUGGGUAGCAAGCGGAGGAGGAAGGAGGAAAAGGAGAAUUGCGCGAAUACGAGGAAGCUAAGGGAGAUGACGCACUCCGCGCUGCACGCCGUCUUCCAUCGCCUCCUGUUCUGCACCGCCAGCGUCGACGUGGUGGAUUGAGGGCGACCUGUGCAGGAAGUAGUCGGCUUCUGUGUGUGUGUGUGUGUGUCCAAGUUCGGUGGUGUCAAGGCCUGAAGAGCAGAAUCCAACAGUCAUCUUCUUCCUUAAACCUUGUUGCAAGCAUAGAGGCCAUGGUUACAUCAAUGUAAUUCCAACAACAUUAAUGCAUAUCUCAAAGUUGUAGAAACUGUGUCUCUUCCAUUUCAUGUGGAGUUGUGGUUAGUACCGUGGAACAUCAUUCUAUUCUUGUUCAGCUCAUGGUUGAGCAUUGAAUACAAGGAAGAAGAGGAAGGAGACUUCCGGGU